AGGAAGGGUAAAAAAGGGCAGCCGCCGGGGCAAAGAGGCAGCCCGCCAAGCCUGGACGAUGGACGCCAAGCUCGGCGCGACGCUGCGCGCCACCAAAUGCUCGGCGGAAACCUAUAAAAAAGCUAUAGCGCACAAAAAGGGCCGCUCCUACCACGAGGCAAUUGCGUUGAUACUCAAGAACCGUACGUUAAGUGGAGAGGACUGCGGUCCGUUGCUCGAACAGUGCUUCUCCAAACUAAGCGACCACUACGCCGCGCUCUGCUGCGCUCCUACGUCGUCGGCGGCGGACCUGAGAAAGAGCUACAAACGGUUGUGCCUACGCUACCACCCCGACAAGUCGAACGGCACCACCACAACACUCUUCCAGGUUUUAGUAAGGGCCUGGGAGGUGCUGUCCGACGCCGAGAAACGAAAGAAAUAUGACAUGACGCGGAAGCCGACAACAGGGCUGGGCCCUAAACCGCCGCCCAAGCGGACGAAGCGCAAGGCGCCCUGCCCGCCGUCCGUGACCAAGAAAACAGCAAAACGGCCCGCCGCGAAGACCAUGAGACGGCCGACGAUGCUCCGGCGGCCGACCGGGCUGCGCGUCACGGCCCGGGCGCCGCACUCGCUGACGGUGGUGUGGGCUCAAGUGGGCGGCGCCGCGGGCUACGAGGUCAUGUUCCGCCGGGCGGGCCGGCCCUGGCCCGAGAAGGGCGCGCGCGUCACGUGUGCCGCGGCUCGGAAGAAAAAUCUCGCACCAGCACAAGCCUACGAAGCGCGCGUUCGCGCCGUGGACAAGGCCGGCCAACCAGCGUCGACGUUCUCGUGUAGCUGCGCCGCGGCGACGAUGGCGGCGCCUCCGACAAAGCCGUCGGCGGCGGCGCGGCGCGCGGCGGCGGCGCGCGCGGCCGCCGCCGCGCGCAAGGCCGCCGCGCCGCCGCCGCCACCAUCAACCGAAGCCUGGACCUGCCGCGUCUGCGCCCGGGGGAAUGGUGAAGACGCCGCGCGGUGCCGCGUCUGCGCCGCGCCGCGCGCGUACGAGAACGACCGGCUCUUCGGGUCCGCGGCGUAUGAGAAGUGCCGCGCGGAGAAGCGCGCGGCCCAGUUCGCGCGGCCGCCGCCGGCGCCCACGCCGCCGGCGCCGCGGCCCGUGCCGGCCGCGCCGCGGCCUGCGCCUCCGGCGCCGCGCCCGGCGCCGCCGCCCGUGCCCGGCGCCGCGCCGCGGACCGCCACGCCGCGGCGGAGCCCUGUCAACAAACCUCCGCGGUCGCCCUACGCGCAGCCCGCGCGGCCGGCCGCCGCGCGGCGGCGGCCCGCGGCGCGCGCCGGCGUCGGGCGCGUCGUGCGGCCCGCGGCGCCGGCGGCUCCCCGGCCGCCGCCACCGCCGCCGAAGCCGGACCUCUCGGCGACGCAGAAGUUCCUCGCCGAGAAAUCAAAGACGCCCGGCUGGUACGAGGUCGCGGCGGCCGGCGCCGACGCCCGGACGUACUACGCGCCGGCGACGGGCGCCUCGUCGCAAGCGCCGCCGCCCAACGCGCCGCAGUGGUACCGCAUGACCGACGCGGGUCACCCCUACUUCUGGCACGCGCCGACCGGCGCGACGACGUGGAACGAGCCGGGGGGCAGCGUCUGGCGCGAGUGCGCGGCGCCGGAGCUCGGCGGGCGGCAGGUGUUCGUGUGGGACGGGGUCGCGGUGCAGGGCGGGUAAUAUGUUGAUACAAU
Pelagomonas calceolata is the source of this 1704-nucleotide messenger RNA. Lineage: Eukaryota; Pelagophyceae; Pelagomonadales; Pelagomonadaceae. The record is from the annotation of a GenBank genome assembly.